This is a messenger RNA of Oncorhynchus masou masou (cherry salmon), 6731 nucleotides long. Its product is annotated as protein phosphatase 1H-like. The record is from RefSeq and is a predicted model, not a curated record. The coding region runs from base 182 to 1732 and encodes 516 amino acids. Gene Ontology annotation, biological process: protein dephosphorylation. NCBI's taxonomy places the organism in Eukaryota, Metazoa, Chordata, Actinopteri, Salmoniformes, Salmonidae. The transcript is spliced from 10 exons. Gene Ontology annotation, molecular function: protein serine/threonine phosphatase activity.
GUGUCCACAAGGGGACUUUAGCUCUCUCUCUAGCGGCUUUGAAUAAAAUCCUGAAUAGGAGGAGGUAUUUUUUGCAUCCUUCGCGCUGUCGUCGAAACGUGUCGCCGAGCUGGGGGGAAAUUCGGGAAAGGGGAGCCGCGCUGGAGCACCGCACAGCACCGACACACGACGCGGCACGAACAUGCUCACUCGGGUUAAAUCUGCGGUGGCCAAUUUCAUGGGAGGCGUUGUGGCUGGUGGCGCUGAAGGUGACAAUUCCGGAUCAGAACUGCCGCUGAAAUUCCCAUACACGAGACCCGAGUUCCUAGGACUGACCCAGGAUGAAAUCGAGUGCUCCGCAGAUCACAUAGGGCGGCCGAUUCUCAUCCUCAAAGAGACGAAGAGAUUGCCGUGGGCCACUGGUUACGCUGAGGUGAUCAACGCAGGUAAGAGUUCCCUGAAUGAGGACCAGGCGUGUUGUGAGGUGGUGGUGGUGAGAAAGAGACCAGGAGACUCCACCACCCCCAUUAAGACCCCCACCGCCAAGAGAAGAUCCUCGCUUCCCAACGGAGAAGGCCUGGGGUUGAAGGAGAACAGCGCUGACUCAGAGAGUCUGGUAUUCUACUACUGGGCAUUGUUCGACGGCCACGCCGGCUCCGGGGCUGCAGUAGCAGCCUCCAAGCUCCUCCAACACCACAUCGUCGAGCAUCUCCAGUCUGUCCUCGAGGUCCUAAGGAACCAUGCCGUUUUACCGCCCACCAUCUUCGGUGAGGAGUCUAACCACCACAUGACCCCCGGGAUCCACCGGGCCACCCUGACUCGGGCCGCGUCACUCCGUGGAGCCGCUGGCGCCCCCAGCUCCCCAUGCACCCCUCCACCACAGAGGUUCUUCACAGAGAAGAAGAUCCAGCACGAUAGCCUGGUGAUGGGAGCCAUGGAGAACGCCUUCAAGGAAAUGGAUGCCCAGAUAGAGAGGGAGAAGCAGGUGUAUAACAUCACUGGAGGAUGCACAGCACUGUGUGUUGUUUAUCUGCUUGGAAAGCUAUAUGUGGGAAAUGCAGGAGACAGCAGGGCGAUCAUUAUAAGGGACGGGAAGGUCAUACCCAUGUCCACAGAGUUCACUCCAGAGUCAGAGAGACAACGGCUUCAGUUCCUGGGCUUCAUGCAGCCUCACCUAUUGGGAGGAGAGUUCACCCAUCUGGAGUUCCCCAGGAGAGUACAGAGGAAGGAGGUGGGCAAGAGGAUGCUCUACAGAGACUUCACAAUGAAUGGAUGGGCAUAUAAAACCAUAGAAGAUGAGGACCUGAGGUUCCCACUGGUCUAUGGCGAAGGGAAAAAGGUUGUUUGCAGAGUAAUGGCCACCAUAGGAGUGACCAGAGGUCUUGGUGACCAUGAUCUUAAAGUCCAUGAUUCCAACAUCUACAUCAAGCCUUUCCUGUCCUGCUGUCCAGAGGUGACGGUGUACAACCUAAACCAAUAUGAGCACGGUGCUGACGACGUCCUGGUGAUGGGAACAGAUGGCCUUUGGGACGUCCUCUCCAACAAGGAAGUCAACGAAUCAGUCUCCACCUUCUUGGCCAACUGUGACCCCGACGACUUAUACAGGUACACGAUGGCUGCUCAGGAUCUGGUGAUGAGAGCGCGGGGAGUACUGAAGGACCGAGGCUGGCGGAUCACUAAUGAACGGCUGGGAUCUGGAGACGACAUCUCCUGUUACAUCAUCCCUCUGAUGUACGGAAACCGCCAGCCCUAGAACCACCUACAGGCCAUGAAUGGAGCAGACUCCCUCCUCCACCAGCAGUACUGUACCCCUCUCUUUUUGACUCGCUCUCUCUGUGUCACCCGCCUCUCAGUACUGUACUAUAAGUGAUAAUCCUUCAAGAUGUUACAAUGUUCCCUUCUUCCCUAAACAGGUAUGAGCUUCAGAUUGUGGUAUGUGACCUGAGAUCCCAGUCAUGUGAUGCUGACCUGUGCAGCUUUGUUUCCUGCUUUGCCACAGUGUGGCUUCAGAGGAGUCACAUCCUGAAGUACAGUGUUUCUUUCAGACCUACCAAGGUUGAGUACAGGCAGGUGUUUGUCUGGCAGAAAGUGGUUUUUACUAAAAGUAUGUCGUUUUGUAGUAUGUAGUUUUCUAAAACAUCUCACUCGUUUCAACUGGAAGGGGAGGCUGAACUUAGUGAAGAUCACAUUUUUUGACUUGAUGUAGCCUACGUAAUGAAGAUAGAUUCUGUAUCCCUCACCAUAAUCUGACUGAGCAAGGUGCAAUAGUUUACUAUGGUACUGUUUGUGUAUGACUUGAUCUUGUUUUUUCUCAUUGGUGUAAAAAUGGUCAUAGUCAUUCAAAAAACAAUACGUUAAGAGUUCUAUCUUAUAAUAUAUUCAUAGACCAAGACCCACUUUCUGUUACAAAUCUUAUGAUGUAGCUGUAUAUUUAUUUCUGUUAGAUCAUUAUUUUAGGCUGAUAAUGUUCAAGAUGUUUAUUUGCAUGUAAUGCUGCUUGCUUUGGGAAAUUGAUGGAGAUAUAGUGGUUCAGACUGAACCCAAAGACAAGAGAUGUCUUUGCUGACGGAUGUUUUUGGGUUUCAUAUACUCAAUGGAAUAUUAAGUAUGUUGGCCUACACCAUUGCCACUUCAGUUUGUGCCAUUCUAUGCGUAUUUUACUUUUCAAUAUUGAAAGAGGAUUUAUUUAUACUGAUUGAUGUAUUGUCACACUUGAUCCUUCAAUUCAGUGCCAGUAAUCCACUUAUGUCAUACUGCACCAUUGUUUUAUUAUUUUUAUACAUACCAUGAUAAAACAUAUGAAUUGAUGUAAACAUACUAUAUCAUUUCCUACAUGUUACAUUGUAUAUUUUGGUGACAUUGUCAGCUUUGAUGUAUUGUUGAUGGUGGCUGAAGUUCUGGAUGAAGUUUUCACAGAUGCCGUGCUCGAAGAUGGUUUCCUAACAUGAGAUACUAAGUUCUGGCUCUUGACUCUGCUAUCUACCCAUCAGACAAUGUGCUACAUUUAGGGCUAUUUCCAAUCAGAUCUGCCAUAACCCACGAUAACUGACAACUGCAUAGCAGUUUGUGUUUUUAUUUGGAUUAUUUUUGAGGUGUAACAUCGUUGGAGCUGUCAAAUCAGCAAGUGACUCCCGGCAUUAUACCUAUCGCAGACAUUGCCAUUGGAUGCACCAGUCGCAUUAGUAUAAAUCCCAUGCAGCCUUGUUGUUUCAAGCUCAAACAUUGGAAUGUGUGCUGUAAUCUACACCCCAAUUAGGCUGAAAUCAAUCCUUAUUCAUUUGUUUAAUGAGUUUCAAUUUGAGGGUCACUUUCUAUAUAGCCUACACUUUCCCAUUCUGAACUUCUAAUGCGGGUGGGUUGUGUAGACAGGUGUGGUUUUGUGACAUGAUGACAAGAGCUGCUCCAACGCAGUUACACCUCUGACAUCACCUAAACAAAAGCAAGGAAAUUGCUAUGCAGUUGUCGGUCAUGGCAGGUUUACGCUGAAACUGAUUGAAUAGGCCUGAAAGGUCUUGCACAGUCAAAUUAUGUUUAUGAAAUUUGAUGAUAUUUGGAUGAAACCAGAUCAAAGUAGGAUGACCAAAGUAUGAAAAAUAACUAUUGCUUCUACAUUGAUGAAAGUUUGAUCAUAUAGUUACUGGUCCAUUCUCCCAUUUGGAUUCAGGAGGCGGAUUAUUAAGGGCUUUUUGUGACAUUACAAAAUCCUCUCAUUUUAAUACACCAAUUUAAAUAGGUAUCGCCUUGUAACCAAUAUCGCAGAGGGGAGUGGUUUAGGUAGCUAGUCUAGUGGUGGUACAAUUUGACUGCAACAUGUCUGCAAAUACAAUGAGGUUUCCCCUAUUAAUCUAAGGCAAAUAUACUUCGGUUUGUACUUUCAUCUGUGUCUGGUGUUAGCUAGGAACUGGCUAGCUCGGUCUUCAGCCAGCAUGGAACAAAAGCGGGGGAGGGGUUCCCCAAAACUCAAGUAAUUACAUGUCAAAACGGGAGAUUCAUCUCUAUUAACUAACUAUCGUUAACAAACUAUCGUUAAUAGUCAUGCUAUAUGGACAUUGCCUGACUCCCCGGACAGUUAAAAAAAAGAUACACUCAUCUAGUCCCGGAUCAGACCACCCUUUGCCUCCAGAACAGUUUGAAUUCCUUGGGGCAUGGAUUCCACAUGGUGUCGGAAAUGUUCCACAGGGAUGUUGGUCCAUGCCGACACGACAGCACCACGCAGGUGCAGCAGAUUGGACGUCGGAACGUGUGGUACGUUCAUGCUGUGAACAAGUUUGGUCAGUGACAAUGUACAGAUACGCUGUGACGUUCAAUCGUUGCUCAAUUGGUAUCAAGGAACCUAAUAUGUGCCAGGAAAACAUUCCACACACCAGUACACACCAGUUGACACCAGGCAGGAUAGGUCCAUAGACCCAUUCUGCUUACACCAACUCCUGACUCAACAGGAACUGGGAUUCCUCGGACCAGAGGAUGUUUUUUCACUCCUCACUCCUGUGUUGGUGAUGGCGAGCCCACUGGAGCCACCGCUUCUUGUUUUUAGCUGAUAGGAGUGGAACCUGGUGUAGUCAUCUUCUGUAAUAGCCUAUCCUUGACGAGGAUUGACGAGUUGUGCUUUCCGAGAUGCCGUUCUGCACGCUACUGUUGGACUGCGCUGUCAUUUGUCUGUUUGUGGCCGUCAUGGUAGCUUGUACGAUUCUUGCCAUUCUCCUUUGACCUCUCUCAUCAACAAGCUAUUUUUGCCCACAGGAAUGCUGCUGACUGGAUAUUUUUUGUUUGCUGCAACAUUCUCGGUAAACCCUAGACACUCGUUUGUGAAAAGCUCAGGAGGGCGGCCGUUUCUGUGAUACUGGAUCCGGUGCGCCUGGAACAGAUGAUCAUACCAUGCUCAAAGUUGCAUAGGUCACUUGUUUUGCUCAUUCUAAUGUUCAAUUGAACAGAAACUGAAUGGCUCAAUGCCCGUCUGCCUACUUUAUAUAGCAAGCCAUGUGACUCAGUGUCUGUAGGAGCAUUUUUUGUGAAACCAUGUGCCAUUGCUUUGUGUAUCAGCAAUUUUACUUGAGAUAGUCUCACCUCAACACUGCGUCCAUGUUGCUUGACAUACAGUUGAAGUCAGAAGUUUACAUACACUUAGGUUUGAGUCAUUAAAACUCAUUUUUCGACCACUCCACAAAUUUCUUUUGGCAAGUAGUUUUGGCAAGUCGAUUAGGACAUCUACUUUGUGCGUGACAAGUCAUUUUUCCAACAAUUGUUUACAGACAGAUUAUUUCACUUAUAAUUCAAUGUAUCAUAAUUCCAGUGGGUCAGACGUUUACAUACACUAAGUUGACUGUGCCUUUAACCAGCUUGGAUAAUUCCAGAAAAUUAUGUCAUGGCUUUAGAAGCUUCUUAUAGGCUAAUUGACAUAAUUUGAGUCAAUUGGAGGUGUACUUGUGGAUGUAUUUCAAGAUCUACGUUCAAACUGUGCCUCUUUGCUUGACAUCAUGGGAAAAUCAAAAGAAAUCAGCAAAGACCGGCAAACAUUUUUUUAAAGACCUCCACAAGUCUGGUUCAUCCUUGGGAGCGAUUUCCAAACGCCUGAAGGUACCACGUUCAUCUGUACAAACAAUAGUAUGCAAGUAUAAACACCAUGGGACCACGCAGCUGUCAUACCUGGGGCGGCAGGGUAGCCUAGUGGUUAGAGCGUUGGACUAGUAGCCGGAAGGUUGCAAGUUCAAACCCCUGAGCUGACAAGGUACAAAUCUGUCGUUCUGCCCCUGAACAGGCAGUUAACCCACUGUUCCUAGGCCGUCAUUGAAAAUAAGAAUUUGCUCUUAACUGACUUGCCUGGUUAAAUAAAGGUUAAAGAAAAAAAAGUACCGCUCAGGAAGGAGACGCAUUCUGUCUCCUAGAGAUGAACAUACUUUGGUGCGAAAAGUGCAAAUCAAUCCCAGAACAGCAGCAAAGGACCCUGUGAAGAUACUGGAGGAAACAGGUACAAAAGUAUCUACAUCCACAGUAAAACGAGUCCUAUAUUGAUUGACAUAACCUGAAAGACCACUCAGGAAGAAGCCACUGCUCCAAAACCACCAUAAAAAAAACAGACUACGGUUUGCAACUACACAUGGGGACAAAGAUCGUACUUUUUGGAGAAAUGUCCUCUGGUCUGAUUAAACAAAAAUAGAACUGUUGAGCAUCGUCAUGUUUGGAGGAAAAUGGAGGAUGCUUGCAAGCCAAAAGAACACCAUCCCAACUGUGAAGCUCGGGGGUGGCAGCAUCAUGUUGUGGGGGUGCUUUUCUGCAUGAAGGACUGGUGCACUUCACAAAAUAGAUGGACAAUGAUCCCAAGCAUAUUUGGAAGGCUACCUGAAGCGUUUGACCCAGGUUAAACAAUUUUAAAGGCAAUGCUACCAAAUACUAAUUGAGUGUAUGUAAACUUCUGAACUACUGUGAAUGUGAUGAAAUAAAUAAAAGCUGAAAUAAAUCCUUCUCUCUACUAUUAUUCUGACAUUUCACACUUAAAAUAAAGUGGUGAUCCUAACUAACCUAAGACUAAAUGUCAGGAAUUGUGAAAAAUUGAGUUUAAUGUAAUUGACUAAGGUGUAUGUAAACUUCUGACUUCAACUGUAGGCUUUUUUCAAGAACUGUCAGUAAAGGUGAGCUCCCCACCCAUUCAGCCUAUUAGCUCCCUGCCCACUCAGUGUGUCUUUUCAGGCUUCCUGGCUCUUUGACAUGAGAGAAAAGGGAGUUACUCAGAUAUUGAGCAUUGUUAUUGUGGAAGA